Molecule: messenger RNA, 2132 nt
Organism: Hypomesus transpacificus
Lineage: Eukaryota; Metazoa; Chordata; Actinopteri; Osmeriformes; Osmeridae
Exons: 10
Coding region: 486-1595 (369 amino acids)
Source: RefSeq, a predicted model, not a curated record
UGUGAUUUCCGGUACCGUCUGAUACACCGGCACCCAGAUUUACUGAAACCUGAAUUUGGCACAGAAUGACAUAAUAACCUUUAAACUACGAAAAAAUAUAGAAAUACAUGAAUUGCGACUACAUAAACUUACAGAAGACAACGCAUUUGAUAGAAUGCUCGUUUUUCUUACGGAUCCAGUUGGGCUGAUUUCUAACCUUGACAUAUGACAAUUGCGUUCAGAGAAUCUACGAAGCUUUUUACAUUUUAAAUAGUUUGUAUCGUUUUGCCUUCAAUACAACCAACGAGUCUUGUACGUAAGUGACCAGCGCUCACAAUAAACUCACGCCAAGGGGAUGGUUAAAUAACACAAACUGAUACAACAGCGUAAUUGAUUAACAGCCAAGAGCGUAAAUUCCUACAGCUAUUUAUCACUUGAGAAUGGAUGAGUGGUAAUGUAACACCAUUCUCUCCGUUAACAGAUAACAUAUCGCAUCGUGCUACAAAAUGAUUGGGCUGAAAUACCAUGUUUCGUUGCCCAUGGCAGCAGGUGCUUUAUUGGUUGGCAUUCCAUAUUCGAUCUCAUUGGUUGCCCAGUGGAUGUAUGGGUGGCCCAAUAAGCCCGGCUAUAAGAAGUACAUUGAGGCACUGAAGCCAAGGAGAAUCUACUGCUUGACCAGAGCAAUUUUGGAGACACUGAAGUACCUACAAUACGGCAAACUGUACUUUCAGUGGAAAUCAUGGUACAAGAACGACAAGAACCGCAAACACUACGAAAAAGGUAUCACCUUUGGUCGCAGAGAGAACAAACUGGACUUGUACUACCCUCCUACUGCGGGGGAGCCAGGAUGCAAGCCAGCACCUGUGAUUGUAUUCAUCUAUGGAGGAGCGUGGGGUUCAGGGGAGAGAGCCAUUUACUGUCUCCUGGCCAUGCAGAUGGCUAAAGAGCUGAGUGCAACUGUUAUCUGUCCAGACUAUUGUACCUUUCCAAAAGGGAAUGUUUUGUGUAUGAUUCAAGAUAUUGCUGACUGCCUGUUGUGGACAAGAGAAAACGGACACAAGUUCAAAUUUGAUAAAGACAAGGUGAUUUUGAUUGGGCACUCCGCUGGUGCGCAUCUGUCCACACUUGCCACGCUGUUUCUUAUAGAAGGCAGAGAAGAGCUGUUCAUAGAGGCAGGAAAACAGCUGGAGGUCAUAACAGCUAUCAGAGGAGUUAUUGGUUUGAGCGGGGUGUACAACAUUAUGGACCACUACGAACACGAACAGACUCGGGCUGUGGAGUUUGUCUCCACCAUGCACAAAGCCAUGAAUGGAACAGAGAACUUUCCCUACUAUUCCCCUGAACAUAUCCUGAAUGAUUUUGACAAGGAAAACUUAAAAAGAGUCCCUCCUUUCUCGCUUCUCCACGGAACCAACGACAUCAUCGUCCCUGAGGCGUCUUCCAUCCGCUUCUCUGAGCUGCUCACCUCCCUGUCCAUUAGAGUGUCCCUUUACCUGCUGCCUAAAAUGGACCACACAGAGAUCGUGACAGACCUCAUGGGUCCGGACCGACACUUCUACCCCACCGUGUACAGCUGCCUCAAGCAGGAACACUGCAAACUGGUGGGAGCCUGUUGAAGUACCACUCACUCCACUAAUACAAAAAAAAACCUUCUUUUCAUCAUGUGCCGUGCGUUUUAUUGUUUACAUUGUCGUAAUACCUCAAACUUCUACUGACUUUAGCCUUGACUGAUAUUCAUUAACCAUUUUUUAUUUAAAUGAUUCCUCUAUUGAAUGUUUAAUGUUUCUUCUUGAUUCACGACCGUGAAAUCUUACCGACUGAUAAAGGGGUGUCCUUUUAACAGAGCGGUCUACUAAAAUUAGCAGGGUGUGAAAUUCAGCAUUCAGCCUUUGCAUAUAAUAGCAUAUCGACUUUGUAUUAUUUUUAUCGUCCAGUAUUAUGUGAAUCAUCAACAGUAUUGACUUUGGGAAAUUACUUGGUGGUUCUGUAGAUUUCUCACCUUUUUCUACAGGGGGUUGAUUGCAUGCAUCAUGGUUGAGGGCACACAAUAAUUGUUUCAUGAACUCUAGGUCAAUCAUUUUCUAAAUCUGUACUUAAAAACUGUUAAAUGAAUAUUUGAAAUUAACUAAUACAAAACUAGUCACAAUUUGAAA